UGGUUGACUAAAAAUGAAUCAACGGUUUAUUACAUUUGCUUCACUUGUAUUACGUUGACGUUUGUAUAAGUAGGAAUACAUGUAAGAUCCGUAAUAUGUCACUGCCAGGAGUAAACGAAGCUUAUGUACGGGCGAUGUGCGACUACCCUAUGAAGGACGCUAAUGAGGUGAGAAAAUAUUACAACUCAUGGGCAAAAAAAUACGAUGAUGACGUGACAGUCAUGACGUACCGCGCACCUGAUGCAGCAGUUGGUAAGGCAGCAACCCUUAUAUUCGAAAAGGAAAAGAAAAGAUUUAAAAUACUUGACCUAGGAUCAGGAACAGGUUUGGGCGGCGUAUCCUUGCGUAAGUUUGGAUUUCAAGGAGAGAUUAUAGCGCUGGACGGCGCUGCGGAAAUGCUAAAGGUGGCCAGAGAGAAACAAAUUUACAGCAAUUGUAACGAGCACAUUCUUACCUCAACCCAACCCCUGCCAUAUCCAGACGAUACCUUUGACCUUAUAAUUUCCGUGGGUGUGUUUGGGAAUAACAUGAUACAACCGGAUUGUAUACAGGAAGUUUUGCGAGUUUUAAAGCAAGGGUAUCAUUUCGUCCUUACUAUUCGCAUGCAUAGUAAGUCCACCGAAUACCAAGACCGCCUAGAAGGAGAACUAAAACGUCUGGAAGCAAUUGACUUAAUGGCCGUAGCUUCAAGGAAAAAGUUUAUGUGUUAUAACUGGAAAGAUGUAACAGCUGAUAAAGAAUUAAACCAUAAUGACCAGUUUGGAGAAGUUCUAGCGUUGUUAAAAAAAACAAUUUGACUUCCUGUUUUUUUUUCAUCCCGCAUACGUUUCUAACCCACAUAUA
Ciona intestinalis (vase tunicate) is the source of this 843-nucleotide messenger RNA. Lineage: Eukaryota; Metazoa; Chordata; Ascidiacea; Phlebobranchia; Cionidae. The record is from RefSeq and is a predicted model, not a curated record.